AUGCCCCUUACAACCACCUUUUCCCUUACCACUCUCACACCUCCAAUCCAUCAACUACCAGUCUCGCUUCCCAUCACCCUCACACUCGCCUUCCUCGCCUACCUUCUCCUCGUCUCCACUCUUCGCUUCCAGCGCGCUCGCAAUCUUUACCGCGACUACCCACAGUAUGCAAACCGUGCAUCUAUGUCCCAAAUGACCGUCCAUGAUGCAUGGGCCAUACAAAAGAACAUAAUGCAACUCGAGUUCCCUACGACUGCAGUGAGAGCCCUUCAGUUUGCACUCUUUCGGACAUACGGCAUCCCGACCAUCUCUUCCCUCCUUCUGCAUACUUCCCAACUUUCAGACCCUGCCACCUCUUUCAAGCGCUAUGCAGAUACGGGUACCCUUAUCGGUCAGUUCGUGACAUGCCCUCCUACUUCCUCUCGUGCGCGCACUGCCAUUGCCCGGACCAAAUUCCUACACUCCGGAUACCGUGCCAGCGGUAGAAUCCUCGAGUCUGACAUGCUCUAUACUCUGAGCCUAUUCGCUACAGAACCCAUCCGCUUUGUGGGGCGGUUCGAGUGGAGGGCAAUGACGGAGUUGGAACAGUGUGCUAUUGGAACUUACUGGAAAAGCCUGGGAGAUGCGUUGGAUAUCAGCUAUCAUGCGUUACCGUCGGGAAAAAGCGGGUUCAGAGAUGGCCUGCAUUUCUUGGAAGAGCUCCGGCAGUGGAGUGACCAUUAUGAAGAAGAGAACAUGAGACCCGACCACCGGAACAGACUGGUCGCGAACAAGACGAUGGAUGUCAUUGUUUACGGAUUUCCCGAGUGGGUGAAAGGCGUCGCCGUCGGCUUUGCCACCUGUGUGAUGGACAAUAGAUUGCGGGAAGCAAUGAUGUACGAGGCGCCACCCAUGUGGUAUCGGAGGAUUUUUACGGGGCUAGUAGCCCUACGGAAGUAUUUUCUGCGAUACCUUGGGCUUCCUCGGCCGAUGGUUCUCCGACAAGAGGUUUUCAGCGAUACUCCUAAUGAGGAGGGUCGGUAUUAUGUUCGAAUUUGGAAAGGAAUGCCAUACUACGUGCAACCCACCGUCUGGAACCGCUGGGGUCCAGCGGCGUGGUUGACGUGGGCCCUAGGCCUUCCACUUCCCGGCGAUGAUGGCGAGACCUACUACCCCGGGGGCUUUGAUGUAGCCAAUUUGGGACCGAGGUACUUCGAAGGAAAGGGACGAAAGUCUGUGGCUGUACACCUCAUUCAGGAAGCGCAUGUGCCUCCAUCUCGUGUUCACAUCCUUGAAACCCUCAGUCAAGCUGGCGGCGGGACUAUCAGUACGGGCGACCCCAUCAAUGGAUAUGAUUGCCGGGCAGGAGGGAUGCCUCCAUUCAACGACGCCUGUAUGGAAGAACUCCUCUCUCUGGUUCCCUCCAGGACAAAGUCAAACCAGUCUGUUCUCGAAGACCUUGACGAGUUCUGGGCCACCGAAGCCAUUAAAGAUCGUCCUCAUACUCGCUUCCUCGCCCGUCACAAACAUAGUCUUGAACGCAUUGACGCCAAACGAGCGAGUUUAGGACUGCGCGACCGCGUGGACCUGUUCAUGCUGGUUUCGAAAUCGGACAAGUCCCUGGGCCGCUCGCGCAUCUGCGACCAUUUCAGCAAAAGCUUCUUUAAAAGCUGCUACUGGAUGCUACUUUCCACGACCUUUGGUAUAAAGCCUGCCCAUAGUGCAGCCGAGUUCCGGCGCUACCUUCAACACUACAUGCACAGCAUCCACGAGAUCCACCGUCGCCGGAAGCUAGAUGGUGGCCGUUUCAACCGGCACGAGUCUAUCGUCGCACCGGUCGCUCAAUUUCUGCGGUCCCGGGGCGUAGACUUCCGCUUCCACACGACAGUCACUGAUAUCAUCACUACCCCUUCAAGCAGCGAUCCGCACCGGGUAUCAGCCAUCAAAGCCAUACACGAAAAUGAGCCCGAGCAGACGAUAAACCUAGGGCCGCGGGACAUCGUGCUGGUGUCACUAGGCUCGGUUAUGUCCGGCUCCACAACGGGCACCAAUACGUCCCCACCAUCCCUGGAACUAAUGGAGAUCGAGAAAGACUUAGACGAGAACUGGCUUCUGUGGCUAGAGCUGUCCACAAAAAACCCUAUCUUCGGGAAUGCAUACAACUUCUGCACACGCAUGGGAGAGUCCCGCCUCGAAUCCUUCACCGUCACCUUUUCCUCCCCCGAGUUCUUCAACCGGUUUACCGCCCUCACCGGCGAUAAAGUAGGAAGCGGCACUUUCGUCACCCUCAAAGACACUCCCUGGCUCCUCAGCAUCAAUCUCCCCCAGCAGCCUCUAUUCCCCGAUCAACCUGCGCACGUGCAGGUGCUCUGGGGCUACGCAAUGUACCCCGAGCGGGAGGGCGACUACGUCAAGAAACCCAUGCUCGAAUGCUCGGGACAAGAAAUCAUGGAAGAGAUAUUAAAACAACUGAAUUUCCCUGUGCAGGGGAUCCUAGACCACUCGAUUACCCUACCUUGCGUGGUUCCACGAGCAGCGGCAACACUGUUGCCCCGCUUGCGCGGCGAUCGACCACAAGUGAUACCCCCGGGGAUCGACAAUCUCGGACUCAUUGGCCAAUUCGUGGACAUCCCGGGAGAGGUGGCCGUGACGAUGGAUUACAGUGUGCGGUCAGCACAGACGGCGGUCCGCCAGCUAAUGGGGCUGGAAACGCACAAGACAGUAUCCAAGCGAAGUUCCGCGAUCAGUCUGCGGGCUUUGUAG
Messenger RNA from Aspergillus piperis CBS 112811, 2742 nucleotides. RefSeq names its product oleate hydratase. Gene Ontology annotation, biological process: fatty acid metabolic process. Bases 1 to 2742 code for a protein of 913 amino acids. Lineage: Eukaryota; Fungi; Ascomycota; Eurotiomycetes; Eurotiales; Aspergillaceae. The record is from RefSeq and is a predicted model, not a curated record. Gene Ontology annotation, molecular function: FAD binding; oleate hydratase activity. The transcript is spliced from 5 exons.